CUCUGGCUACUAUUUUUGACAGUGAAAAGGAAGAACGGAGAAGAAAAACCAUGAAGGUAUUGGUUAUUGGCCUUGGAGGUGUAACAAAUGGGGGGAAAACAACACUGGCAGAAAAGCUUAAGAAAAUGCUUCCCAACUGUGAUAUAAUCUCCCAAGAUGACUUCUUUAAGCCAGAGUCUGAAGUAGAAACAGAUGAACGUGGAUUUAAGCUAUAUGAUGUACUUGAUGCCCUUUAUAUGGAUGAAAUGGUGAAAAGUAUUCGCAAUUGGAUGAAAAGCCCAGCAAGCUCAGGUGUUGUGACAGAAGAGCCACAAAAUACAUGUGACAAUCUGAAAAAUACAGAUGUUGUUUAUAUUUUGAUUGUUGAAGGCUUUCUGCUAUACAAUUAUGAGCCGCUUAAUGAUCUAUGGAAUAGAAGAUAUUUUUUGACCCUUCCUUAUGAAGAGUGCAAAAGGAGAAGGAGCACCAGAGUCUAUCAGCCAGCAGAUACACCGGGUUACUUCGAUGGACACGUGUGGCCUAUGUAUCUGAAAUAUAAAAGUGAAUUGGAAGAGAAUGCAAGUAACAUUGUUUAUCUGGAUGGAACAAAAUCCCAAGAGGAGCUUUUAUCCAAUGUGUAUAGUGAUAUAAUACAAGAAUUAAAAAAGAUGAGGGAAGGAAGUCAGCAGGUCACAGCCUGA
This is a messenger RNA of Nestor notabilis (Kea), 680 nucleotides long. RefSeq names its product nicotinamide riboside kinase 1 (gene NMRK1). The transcript is spliced from 8 exons. Gene Ontology annotation, cellular component: cytoplasm. The record is from RefSeq and is a predicted model, not a curated record. NCBI's taxonomy places the organism in Eukaryota, Metazoa, Chordata, Aves, Psittaciformes, Psittacidae. Bases 51 to 680 code for a protein of 209 amino acids.